CAUAGAAAAUGAAGAAACUUGUAAUUUCUUGAGGCUCUGCGUCAACAUCACAAGCUUCCUGUUCCUCCCUCCUCUUCUCUCGUGCUCUGCAUCCACUUUCCGCUGUUUCGCUGCUGUAGCUAGAGUGUUUUAGUCGAGUUUUGCGCGACUUUUUGCGGCGGUUGUGAGCGUUUUCCGGUGCGUUUGGUGAAUUCACGGCGGGUUUCGGAAAUUCGACAUAAUCAACGCGCUUAUACGGUGGUCUAUUUUGCUGAGUGCCUGUUCAUCUAGAUCACCAAUAUCAAAUGCAAUAUGGGAUGCUAGGCAAGAUGCUAUACCAAACAUUAAAAAAAGAAGAUACUUUGCUUAAGAGUAAAAAAUUUUGAGAUAAGUAUUAAUGUUGGGUAGAUUGUCGGCAACAAUAACUUCAACGGCUACUUAUUAUCUAAUUCUUCAUCGACAUCUUUCUCUUCAUCAAUUCUCUCUCCACACGAUGUACAGAGGCAGAGGAAGCAGCAGCUCUUCUUUGUCGUCCUCGUCUCACUCUUCUGCCGGUUUAGGUAGAGGAAGAGAUCAUCUAGAUAUGGGAGGAAAUCGUGGUCGGUCAAGAGGCAAUGGUCAGGGUGCUACUCAUAGUGCUUCAGAUAGAAUUGAUACUCUUGGUAGAUUAUUGGUUCGUAUAUUAAGACACACGCCGGUGGAGCUGAAUUUGGAUAUGCGCCCUGAUGGGUAUGUAAGGCUUGGAGAUUUAUUGAAGGUGAACAUGAAAACAAGGUCAAAUGUUCCACUAUGUUCACAUUCCAUAGAUGAAAUUAGAGAAGCUGUUAGGAUAGAUAACAAGCAAAGGCUUGGCCUUUUGGAGGAGGAUGGAGAACUUUGGAUACGUGCAAACCAAGGCCAUUCUGUAAAGUCUGUAGAAUCUGAGAGUUUAUUGAAGCCAAUCCAUUCUGCGGAAGAGAUCCCUGUUUGCGUUCAUGGCACAUAUAAGAGGCAUCUUGAAUCUAUUCUCGCAUCCGGUCUCAAGCAAAUGAGUCGAUUGCACAUUCACUUUUCACCAGGCUUGCCAUCAGAUGGAGAAGUUAUAAGUGGCAUGAGGGCUAAUGUUAAUAUGCUAAUCUUCCUGGAUACGAAAAAAGCUAUGGAAGAUGGGAUGAAGUUUUACAAGUCGGAAAAUGAGGUAAUACUGACAGAAGGCUUUGAUGGUGUUGUCCCAGCCAAAUAUUUCCAGAAAAUCUUAUCAUGGCCUAGAAGACAGCCAGUGCCUUUCCAAGUUUAAGAAAUAUUUAGGCAAAUGUAUUAUGUACCACAAUACGCGCCAUUCUUGGAAAAAUACAUAGAUAUACUCUUGCUUGUUGCAAAAUAAUGUAAACAUAUCUUUUUUGGUAAGUGAUGUUUUUUCCUCUCCCCUGUCGCUUGGGGAGUUUGUCUAAGCAACCAACCGUUUGAGUCUCUUAGGGGACUCAAACGGGGGCAAUUUGGUCAUUUUAAGCCUUGGAAAUUUCACGCGCGUGUUGUUUGGUACCAAUGCUAGGUUAGAUUAGUACCAUUGUUCGAAAAUUUUCAUACCAAAGUAAGGUUGCUUGGUACCAAUCCUGAUAACAAUGUGAUACCAAUACCAGGUUAUAAUGGUACCAUUGUGUAACUUUUUGAGUGUUUGAGUCUUUUUUGGACUCAAACAGUUGGUUACCAAGGCUUUCUCAUCGCUUGGGCGAACAUGGGCUUACAUAUAAUUGGUAUUACAAAAUUGUACAUACAGCUGCUAAAUUUGUUCUUUUUAUCAGCAGUAAGAAAUUCUGAGAUCUAGACUGUUGGUUACUUCUGAAA
Beta vulgaris subsp. vulgaris (sugar beet) is the source of this 1803-nucleotide messenger RNA. RefSeq lists its product as uncharacterized. The coding region runs from base 377 to 1255 and encodes 292 amino acids. The record is from RefSeq and is a predicted model, not a curated record. NCBI's taxonomy places the organism in Eukaryota, Viridiplantae, Streptophyta, Magnoliopsida, Caryophyllales, Amaranthaceae. The transcript is spliced from 10 exons. Gene Ontology annotation, biological process: tRNA splicing, via endonucleolytic cleavage and ligation. Gene Ontology annotation, molecular function: tRNA 2'-phosphotransferase activity.